This is a messenger RNA of Copidosoma floridanum, 1317 nucleotides long. It is a transcript of the gene Y-y, whose product is annotated as yellow-y. Lineage: Eukaryota; Metazoa; Arthropoda; Insecta; Hymenoptera; Encyrtidae. Gene Ontology annotation, cellular component: extracellular region. The record is from RefSeq and is a predicted model, not a curated record.
AUGACACGAGUAAGUGUGCACAAGUGCUACUGUGGGCUGUUGUUUUUGUCGCUGUUGCUGCUCGCGGGGUUGGCCGAAGGGGCCAUCGGUCCAAGGGGGUACGGGGCGAGGUUUGGCAGGGCGCCUCUGCUCGAGAGGUUCGCUUGGAGGAUACUCGACUGGAACUACCCGAGUGAGAUCAGUAGACAACAGGCGCUGGCCAGUGGGGAUUUUCAGCCGGAAAAUGCUUUGCCAGUUGGUGUCGAGAUCUGGAGGGACAAGCUCUUCGUUACCGUGCCCAGGUGGAAGAAUGGAAUACCAGCUACGCUGAAUUACAUACCGCUGGACGCGGUGCGCGGUGGUUCCCCCAAGCUGACGCCCUACCCUAGCUGGGCGCAAAACGUAGCCGGGGCAUGUGGAACCGGCCUCACCACUGUGUACAGAAUACACGCGGACGCGUGCGACAGACUAUGGGUGCUGGACGUCGGGACUGUGGGGAUCGGCAACACGACCGUCCAGGCUUGCCCGUACACCAUCAACGUCUUCGACCUGACCACCGAUAAGCUCAUCAGGCAGUACAGGCUCAGGCCCGAGGACGUCAACCAGAACACGUUUAUCGCGAACAUAGCCGUGGAUCUCGGUAAGGGGGGCUGCGACGAUGCCUUCGCUUACAUGUCGGACGAGCUCGGGUACGGGCUGAUCGUGUACUCGUGGCAGCUGAACCGCUCAUGGCGCGUCUACCAUAGUUACUUCAUGCCGGACCCCCUGGCCGGGGACUACAACAUCGCCGGGUUGAACUUCCAGUGGGGCGAGGAGGGCAUAUUCGGCAUGAGCCUCUCGCCCAUAGCCCUCGAUGGCUUUAGGACCUUGUUUUUCCAUCCGCUGAGCAGCAACCGGGAGUUCGCCAUCUCCACGAGGAUACUCAGGGACGAGAGACUCGCCGAGGACAGUUGGCACGACUUUCAGGUACUACCGGAGCGUGGCCCGCUGAGCCACUCGACGGCCGAGGUGAUGGACGAGAACGGGCUGCAGUUCUUCAACCUGAUAGAUCAGAACGCGGUCGGGUGCUGGAACUCGCUCCUACCCUACGCCCCGGCGAACCAAGCCGUCGUAGCCCGCCACGACGAGGCCAUGAUUUUCCCGGCCGACGUCAAGGUGAAUCGAGGCCUGCUCUGGAUAAUGACGGACCGUAUGCCGGUGUUUCUCGAGUCGACGCUCAACUACACGGACGUGAACUUCCGGAUAUUGACGGUGCCGGUGCGGGACGCCAUAGCCGGGACCGUCUGCGACAAUUCACCCUGGACGUACUCGGGCAACCAGCUGUGGUGGGACCGAUGA